Molecule: messenger RNA, 1290 nt
Organism: Mucor mucedo
Lineage: Eukaryota; Fungi; Mucoromycota; Mucoromycetes; Mucorales; Mucoraceae
Exons: 6
Coding region: 38-1132 (364 amino acids)
Cellular component (GO): nucleus
Source: RefSeq, a predicted model, not a curated record
AUUUAUUUUUCCCUUAAUCUAAAUUAGAUAAACGUAAAUGGGUAAAAAAAGAAAGUCAAAGCCCAUGAGACCAUGGUGUUGGUAUUGCGAAAAAGAUUUCGAGGAUGACAAGGUGCUUGUCACUCAUCAACGGGCUAAACAUUUUAAAUGUGAAGAGUGUAACAAGAAAUUAACUACCGCAGGUGGUAUGGUGGUUCAUUCUCAACAAGUACACAAGAUUAAUAUCUACAAAGUACCUAAUGCUAUUCGAGGUCGAGAUAAUUUAGACAUUGAGAUCUUUGGAAUGGAGGGUAUACCAGAACAAGACAUGAUUGAACAUGAACUUCGAAUUCAAGCCAAUAAUCAAAACGGGAAUAAAAAACCAAAGGCAACGGGUUCUGGACAUUACGGCGAACUUUCGUUGGAACAGUUGCAACAACAAAUGGCUGCCCAUAAGGCAGGUACAACAGCCAUUUCGCCUACUAUGAACACAGCUUCUUCUGUUAUACCUACCGCAGUAGCAGCCGCAGCCGUCACUUAUCCACCCUUACCUACAGCGGCAGCAGUAACAGCAACAGCACAGCAACAACAGUAUUAUGGGUAUGGAGGUUAUACUGCUGCCGCUGGUGGUGGUGCUUAUGGGGCAGCGUAUAGUAAUGCUUAUUAUCCACCUCCACCCCCUCCACCUCCUCAGCAACAACAACAACAACAACAACAAUACCCCACAUCAGCACAAGCGAAUUUUGGUUAUCAUGCAUCACCGGCUGGGAUCCCACCACCACCGUUACCACCACAGCAACAGGGUUGGGGAUAUCAACCAUACAUGACAGCACCCACACCGGUUGUGGCAACCACAACACCGGUGACUACCAGUGCCAAUACCGUUGGUGUGCCUCCUCCUCCUCAUCUUUCGUCUGCCCUUCCUCCUCCUCCGACUCUACAUACACCUAGUACACCUGCCGUUGCUGUUCAGAAUACGUCUGUGGUUCGUGAAGUGACUCCCCCUCCACCUCCUCCUAUCACUUCACCCUCACCACCUGUAGAUAAACUUCAGAAAAAGAAGGCGUCCAAGGUCAUUUUAAUUUAUAACAAUAACGAAAUUUCACCGGAGGAACAACGUGCACUAUUAGAUAAACACAGAGCAUCAUUUUAAAUUCUCUGGUAAGAAAAAAAAGUUUGAACAAAAAAAUAAAAAAAAAAAAAAAAAAGAAGUUUGGUUGUGUUGUAUAAAUAGAUAACUCUUUUUAAUAUGUGUGACCAAUUUUUUUUUUUUUUUUUACCCCUUGUUUGUCACGUUUAUAUUCUGGCAAU